This is a messenger RNA of Corythoichthys intestinalis (scribbled pipefish), 3666 nucleotides long. Its product is annotated as NCK-interacting protein with SH3 domain-like. The transcript is spliced from 13 exons. Gene Ontology annotation, biological process: endocytosis. Gene Ontology annotation, molecular function: protein binding; Arp2/3 complex binding. The record is from RefSeq and is a predicted model, not a curated record. Bases 208 to 2385 code for a protein of 725 amino acids. NCBI's taxonomy places the organism in Eukaryota, Metazoa, Chordata, Actinopteri, Syngnathiformes, Syngnathidae.
GGAAUGGUAACAUCGCCAAGUCAAGUGAUCUGAUCUGAAGCUGAGCUGCAUUGUAAAUAGAAAACAGUGGUCCACCGGGGCAAUGCCUCCUUCGUAGUCUUUUUCAAAACAAUCUAAUAAGGCCACUUAUUUCCUCUCGGGGACUCUUUAUCACCCAAAUAAGGGUUUCCUUACUGGUCGGCGUCCUUUGGUGGCUUCUAAGUGUUGAUGAGCAGCAUGUACCGGUCUCUGUACGCCUUCCGAUCGGCGGAGCCCAACUCGCUUCACUUCGCAGCCGGAGAAAGCUUCCUAAUCCUCGAGAGAAGCAACAAACACUGGUGGCUGGGCUCCCGGUGCAGCUCGGGGGAGACCGGCUACAUCCCCUCGUCGUACAUCGAAAAGAUCAAGGCUCCAGAGCAGGAUGAAGUGUUGCAGUCCAUUGACCGAGCCAUUGAAGGCAUCCACAAUGUUGCCUUGAAGAAUGCUGGCAAAUAUAAUCUGGAACAGCGGGAUGUCCUCCAAAAGUUGAUCCAUCACAGAAAGGAGACGCUCGCACGACGAAGCAUUUCAGGAAACUCGCAAGGCCUCCCGUCUUCCAACAGUGAAAUAUCUCUCAGCCAAACUCCUACUUUGCCCAAUGGCCUUAACCGAGACCACACACGACAGGGAGGCGUCCCUCUAUCAGGAAGUAUGGACAGCAUGCAUGGAGAGCCAGGCUUCUAUCAGGUGCCCCCGCAGCCUCGACGCGCGGCUCCGAUCACGCCGCCCCCACCUGAGAAACAACGCAAUAGCCGGCGUCCAGAGCCAGACAUCCCCUCUAGACUGUCUUCUCUGCCUCCGUCCCCCGUCCCGUCCCUCACAAUCAGCAGCACUUCUUUGGAGUCUGCGGCGUCCUCUGACGUCAGCCUGCCAAGUGUUUCAAGCACCCCGCCUCCCCCAGUCCCGUCCCGCGUCAAGCCGGCCGCACCUCCUGCAGACUCCCCGGCUCAGUCGGCCCCGGCCAAGAAGAGCCCCGCUCCACAGCCCCCGCAGUCCACCGAGCACCCCGCUGCCGAAGAGGAACAGGUAGAGAGCGAAUGGCCAGUGGCCCCGCCGUCUGUUGCCGAAAGCCCCCCCGGGAGCCCCGCUCCCUCAGAGCCGGUUCCUCCGACCAUCGGGGCCGAACUGAUCGAGAUGGUGCGGAAGAACACGGGCUUGAGUUACGAGCUGUCGCGGGUCGCUGUCGGGGUCGUGGUGGGCCACCUGCAGACCACUCUGCCUCACUCCUCCUCCGCCCUGGAGCGAGUUCUCCUCUCGCUGGUGGAGAGCAAGGACCUGGGUGCCGCGCUACCUCGUGGUCAGGUGUGUCACGAUGAACAGCGACUCGAAGUCAUCUUUGGCGACCUCGCCCGCCACAGGGAUGACUCCCAGCAACGAAGCUGGGCGCUUCACGAAGACCACGCCCUCAUUGCGUGCUAUCUGGAGGAGCUUCUCAAAAUACUGACUGAUGCGGAUCCAGAGGUGUGUAAGAGGAUGUGCAAGGCCAGCGACUAUGAGAAUGUUCUCUCUCUCGUUUCCUACUAUCAGAUGGAGCUUCGCGUGUCUUUGAGGCUGCUGUUGCUCAAAGUAUUUGGAGCCAUGUGCAGUCUAGAUGCGUCGCUCAUCUCCACCCUCCUCAACUCCAUCCUCCCUAUGGAGCUUGCCAGGGACUUACAAACCGACACUCAAGAGCACCAGAAAAUGUGUUACACAGCUUUGGUACUUACUAUGAUUUUCUCAAUGGGAGAACAGGUGCCAUAUCAUCACUAUGAACACUUGAACCGUGACUUUGUUCAAUUCCUGCUGGACGUGGUGGAGGACGGACAUCCCUCUGACCCCACAGAGCAGCUGCCUGACCUUUUCCUCAACCUGUUGCUGGCCUUCAACCUGCACCACACAGCGCCGAGCCACAACGUGAUCAUGCAGCAGCUGAAGAAAAAGAACGUCAAGAUUCUAUCCGAAAAAGUGUUGCUGCUCCUUAACAGAGGAGACGACCCUGUGUGUAUGUUCAAGCACAUGCCGCCCGCGCCUCACGCCGUGCUUAAGUUUCUGCAGGACGUCUUCGCCGACCGAGAGACUGCCGACAUCUUUUAUCGCACUGACAUGAUGGUGAUGAUUGACAUAGCGGUGCGGCAGAUCUCCGACCUUUCACCUGGAGACAAGCUCCGUAUGGAAUACCUGUCCCUCAUGCACUCCAUUAUGCGCUCAACGGAUUACCUGGAGCACCAGCACCGACUCUCUGACCUGCAGGGAGCGCUGCAGAGGAUUCUCAGGGAGGAAGAGGACCCGGGAGAGGAUGAAGGGAGCGCUACGGCCAAACAGAUGGAUAAGCUAAUUGUGCAGCAGAUCUACAAGGAGUUCCCGCAAAUCAAUACUAAGUCACCUUAGCAGUAUCGCCAGGGUAAAAAAAUCUCACUUUAGGUCCUACCACUUCAAUGCCGCAAAUGUAAACUACGAUUUUUCUCGGGCUCCUGUCAGUGUCGUGCAUACAUAACACACUGUAGUGUGCUGCAGUCAGGAAAACUUGACGCCCUGAAUGCUGAGAUACAUAAUCACUAAUAUGCCAGUGUUUCCUUGGACUUUCUGUCCACUGCUGCAGCAUGCAUGGGAUGUGGUAGAAUCACUUAUUUUUGUUUGCGAAUGGUGUGUUUUAACGAUCGAAUGAGAAAAAAACAUGAGAAAUGCGCCAAAACAGCUAAGCUUUAGCUUGAGAUCAUCAAUAAUUGGCCAAAAUAUUGUUUGAGUUGUAAGCAAUAAUGAGCCUUAGAAAAUGUGUCGAUUUUCUUCAAUUAAAGUAACAGAUAACAUGUAUAAACUAUUUUCUAAACAAAUUGCACUUGACCAAUUGAAACAUGUAAAGACUGUGCUUCCCAUCGGUUUGAGCAAACAGAUGCAUUUAACUCAGAGUGGUAUUUUCCUAACACAAAAUAGAGUAUAUUCUAUUAAAACUGACUUACUCCACCCAACCCCUAAAGUGCUUGAUUGCUUAUUCAAAUUUAGGCAGAAACACAAAUCAUGUGGAACAAGAUGAACAGGUUAACUGGUAUGACACUUGUUAUGAGCUUUUAAGCAGACUAAGUUGACUUACAGUAUAUUCUCCAUAAGCUCCAAGGUCAGUGGCGCUGCAUCUUAAUCAUUUAACUGAGCUUUUGAAUCCACAGUGCUACGUUUCACCUGCGAUCCAGUUUUGUAGCUUUGGCUGAUGUUCUGCAGUUAUUGUCUUGAGAAAAUACUACAGCUUCCUAUUACGCAAACACUUCAAAUUCAUCGUAUAUAAUAAUUUAACAGAAGCGUCCUUGAGUUAUUUACAUUGUGUUGUUAUCGGUGGUGUUGUCUAAGUUUACAAGUUAAUAUAUCUGGUGUUUUUUGUUUUUGAACUUUGGUGUUUUUCUGUGACAUAAUUUCUUUGUCUGGAAACAUAUCUUUUAAUACAUUGGGCAUAAAUGUCUAAUACGUCUUGCAUUCUGUUCAAAUAUACGUUUAUCAGUUCUGUUUUCGUUCUGACAGCCAGUAUGACAGAGAUGAACGUCUCCCCUUCCUUAUCGAAAAUAAUAUGCUAAAAGAAACUAAUAAAGUUAUUUUUAAAAGCAGAAGUUGUACGGUUUAUGAUUUGAUAAUGUACAUCUACCGUAAUUUUCGCACUAUAAGGUGCACCUGACUAUAAGCCGC